This is a messenger RNA of Schistosoma turkestanicum, 1378 nucleotides long. The record is from the annotation of a GenBank genome assembly. Lineage: Eukaryota; Metazoa; Platyhelminthes; Trematoda; Strigeidida; Schistosomatidae.
UGGAAAUUCGCCUGUGGCGGUAAUUCGCGUGGCUAGUUCUUGGUCUUUUGCGAUGGCUGACUUUAACAAUCCUUUGCGAAAGUUUAAGCUUGUAUUUUUAGGAGAACAAAGUGUCGGGAAGACGUCACUCAUAACUAGGUUUAUGUAUGAAACUUUUGACAAUUUGUACCAAGCAACAAUUGGGAUUGAUUUCUUAUCGAAAACCAUGUAUCUCGAAGACCGAACUAUUCGUCUGCAAUUAUGGGAUACUGCAGGACAAGAACGUUUUCGAAGUUUAAUUCCCAGCUACAUACGUGACUCUUCAGUAGCGGUUGUUGUCUAUGACAUAUGCAACAUUGAUUCUUUCAAUGCAAUUCAUAAGUGGAUUGACGACGUCAGGAAUGAACGUGGCAGUGAUGUUAUCAUAAUGCUCGUUGGCAACAAAACGGAUUUAUCUGAUAAAAGAAAAGUGACUACCGAAGAAGGUGAGCAGCUGGCUAGUCAUCUAAAUGUUAUGUUUAUUGAAACAAGCGCAAAAGCUGGAUAUAAUGUCAAAGCUUUGUUUCGUCGGAUCGCUACAGAACUAUCGAAUGGAGAUAAUCCGGCUCCUAGACAUGAUGACUUCAUCGAGGUUAAGUUACACGAUGCUUCUAAGGAUACUGAUUUUAACCAACGAGUUUGCUGGUGCUAAGUCACUUAAUUAUAUUGAACUAAAACCGAUUGAACCUCCCCAAGAAAAUCAGUGGAAAACCUGUGGUUGUUAAAUUCCAAUCCGUAUGCUCAAAAAUUUUUUCGUGAAUACCAGCAAAAUCCUCCGCAAACAUUUAUAUACACGUAAACAUAUAUAUUAACUGUUCUCAAAUUAUCCUGUCAUUGUCGACAUCUCAUUUCUCUUCAGGAUUUACCUCGACAAAUUUGGUUUGAAUGUAUUUUCGUACCUUUGAAAAUCAUAUCCUGAUAUCUAUCCAUGUACAGCUUAUUUAUUUUAAUUUUCUGACUUACUGUUCAACUGCGGUUUAACUUGAAAUUUCACUUGAGCAAUUUUAGUUUGCUUUGAUAUAAAUCUUAGUUUCUGUUUGCUUUUUAGGUCGUAAUUUCUGUGUUCCUCUACAUCGUUUACACAAAACAAUCUGUGAUGCUUUCUUUGGAAAACACCAGUUUUAUAUUAAACAUCUUGGUGGUUUAUUUUGUAUUUUCUUGUUUAUAUCUGUUGUCACUGAAGUGGUGAAUCACAAAUUCUAAAUCCUUCUGUUACGUGAUUCCAUACCCGGUCUUAUAGUUGUUACACAUAAACCUAUAAAUCUUAAAAGCUUCUCUUGUAAAGUUCUACCAAUAAACAGUAAUGUUAUCAUAACAUCUGCUUUACUAAAAAAUCAAAUACAGAGUCACUUCAUUAUCG